Molecule: messenger RNA, 4006 nt
Organism: Odobenus rosmarus divergens (Pacific walrus)
Lineage: Eukaryota; Metazoa; Chordata; Mammalia; Carnivora; Odobenidae
Gene: SH3TC2
Product: SH3 domain and tetratricopeptide repeats 2
Exons: 17
Coding region: 98-3967 (1289 amino acids)
Biological process (GO): regulation of intracellular protein transport; regulation of ERBB signaling pathway
Cellular component (GO): recycling endosome
Molecular function (GO): protein binding
Source: RefSeq, a predicted model, not a curated record
GAGGCGGGAGGAGGGACACCACUGGGAGGCUGUCCCCUCCCAGUGCUCUUCUGGCUGGUGUUCCCAGGGGCCUUGGCCUGGGGAGAAUGAUGCACACAUGGGUGGCUGCUUCUGCAUUCCGGGGGAGCCGAGUCUGUCCUGGGGCCCAGGUAAAGAAACUCCUUCCAAGGAUCCAACCAUAUCAAGUGAGUUUAUAGUCUCAUCUGAAGACAAGGAAAAAUGUUUCCUGCCACAGAACAUGACUCCAGAUCUGACGCUCUCCUUCAGUGUGAAGAGCCGCUCCCGAAGAUGCGUAAACGGCCUCCUGCAGGAAGCGGCCAGGAGGCGGCUCUGGGCCCUGGAGAAUGAGGAUCAGGAGGUGCGUGCCCUGUUUCAGGACCUCUCAGCCAGGUUGGUGGGCAUCCAGUCCCAGAAAGCUCAGUUCCUCAUCACCUUCAAGACCAUGGAGGAAAUCUGGAAGUUUUCCACCUACUUGAACUUAGGCUAUGUGUCUGCAUGUCUGGAACAUGUCCUCUUUGACCAUAAGUACUGGCUCAACUGCAGAUUGGUGGAAGAUACAGAGAUCCAAGUGUCAGUGGAUGAGAAACACCUGGAAACAAUAUACCUGGGACUCCUGAUACAGGAAGGCCACUUCUUCUGCAGAGCCAUGAGCUCCGUGGCUCAGCCAGCUGAGAAGGAAGGGGAGUAUUUGGCGCUUUGCAAGAAGGAGUUAAUCUCCGUGAAGAUAGUUGAAGGCGAAUCCGAGUGGGAGGGCGUGUCCCUGGUGACGGGUCAGCGGGGCCUGGUGCCCCUGUCAGCUCUGGAACCUCUGCCGCUCCCUUUCCACCAAUGGUUCCUAAAGAAUUAUCCAGGAAGCUGUGGCCUUUCCAGGAAGAGGGAUUGGACAGGCUCCUAUCAGAUCGGUCGAGGAAAAUGUAAGGCCUGGAAGGAAUAUGAGAGGGAAGAAAAGGAUGAGCUGAAUUUUCACCAGGGAGAAAGCAUCGAGAUCAUCGGCUUUGUCAUACCUGGGCUUCAGUGGUUCAUUGGGAAGUCAACACGCUCAGGAGAAGUGGGCUUUGUUCCCACCAGGAGCAUAGAUCCUGAGUCGUAUUCCCCAAUGAACAAGAGCUCCGCCUUUUUCAGUGACGAGGAAAGAUGCUCUCUGUGGGUCCUGGGAAGUGACAGGAAAGCUGAGUGUGCCAGCUUCCUCCACACGCUUGCUCAUACUGACAUAGCAUCUGUCUACCGGCUUAGUGGGUUUGAAUCCAUCCAGAAUCUUCCAAACGAUCUAAGUGCGUCCCAGCCUGAAGGCUUCAAGGAGGCCAGGCCUGGCAGAGCCUGGGAGGAGCAUCAGGCCGUGGGCUCCAGACAGUCCAGCAGCUCUGAGGACUCCAGCCUGGAGGAGGAGCUCCUCUCAGCCGCCUCGGACAGCUAUCACUUGCCGGAGCCUGAUGACCUCGAUGACCCGGAACUGCUCGUGGACCUGAAUGCUAGUCAGGAAGAGGAGGAGGCUGAGAACUUCGCCCCCAUAUUGGCUUUUCUGGAUCACGAGGGUUAUGCUGACCACUUUAAGAGCCUCUAUGAUUUCUCCUUCUCUUUCCUCACAUCUUCCUUUUACAGCUUCUCUGAGGAGGAUGAACUUGUGGCCUACCUGGAGGCCUCAAGGAAGUGGGCCAAGCGGAGCCGCAGGACCUGGGCCCACGCCCGGCUCUGCUUCCUCCUGGGCCGGCUGAGUGUCAGGAAGGUCAAACUCUCCCAGGCCAGGGUCUACUUUGAGGAGGCUAUGUACAUCCUUGAUGGGACAUUUAAAGACCUAUCCUUGGUGGCUGCUCUGUAUAUCAAUCUGGCUGCCAUCUAUCUGAGGCAGAGGCUAAGGCAUAAAGGCUCGGCUCUGCUGGAAAAAGCAGGGGCCCUGCUGGCCUGCCUGCCAGACCGUGAGUCUAGUACCAAGAAUGAGCUCGACGUGGUGGCCUACGUAUUACGCCAGGGCAUUGUGUCAGGCAGUUGUCCCUUGGAGGCCAGGGCCUGCUUCCUGGCCAUCCGACUGCUCCUAAGCCUAGGCCGGCAUGAGGAGGUCCUGCCCUUCGCCGAGCGCCUGCAGCUCCUCUCUGGACACCUUCCUGACUUGGAAGUUACAGCAACCAUCUUGAGUUUUCUGUAUGAUAAGAAAUAUCUCCCACACCUUGCAGUGGCCUCUGUCCGGGAACAUGGUACCCAGAGUGGCCAAGGGAUGUCCUUUCCAAUUUGGCAGGUCUACCUGGUUCUCCAGAACACCACCAAACUCCUUGGAGUUCCCUCUUCAAGCUGGGGUGAAGUUUCUGCUCUGGCCUGCCCAGCACUCAGCCAGGCACUGGCUGCCUGUGAGGAGCAGGCCAGUCGGAGCACCCAGAGGGCCCUAUGUCUCAUCCUGUCCAAAGUGUACCUCCAACACAGGUCUCCCGAUGGUGCCAUUCACUACCUGAGCCAGGCCUUGGUGCUAGGGCAGCUGCUGAGUGAGCAGGAAGCCUUUGAGUCUUCCCUCUGCCUGGCAUGGGCAUAUCUCUUAGCCAGCCAGGCCAAGAAGGCUUUGGACAUCCUCGAGCCCCUCCUAUACUCUCAGAAGGAGACAGAGAGUAUCACCCAAAAGGGGGUGGUCCAUAACCUCCUGGGACUUGCACUUCAAGGUGAAGGCCGGGUGAACAGGGCAGCCAAGAGCUAUCUCCGGGCCUUGAACAGAGCUCAGGAAAUGGGGAAUGUGCGUAACCAGGCGGUGACGUUGGCCAAUCUUGGCCACCUGACCCUUAUGUCCUGGGCUCAGCAGCCAGCCGAGGACUAUCUCCUGCAGGCCAUCCGACUCUAUUCUGAACUCCAGACCAGCAUGGAGACAGACAUGGAAUUAGUACAGGUCCUUCUCUGGUUGGCCCAAGUCCUGGUGUGUGGGCGCCAGCCAGCCCGUGGCCGCCUUUGUUAUGAAAUGGCAUUGCUGUUUGGCUUAAGGCAUCGACACCUGAAGAGUCAGCUUCAGGUCACCAAAUCCCUCUGCCAUUUCUACAGCUCUGUAUCCCCAGACCCCAAGGCAUGCAUCACCUACCACGAACACUGGCUGACCCUGGCUCAGCAACUCAGGGACCGAGAGAUGGAGGGGAGGCUGCUGGAGUCCCUCGGGCAGCUCUAUCGGAACCUGAACACGGCCAGGUCUCUCAGGAAGUCUCUCACCUGCAUCAAAGAGAGCCUGCGUAUCUUCAUCGACCUAGGGGAGAAAGACAAGGCUGCUGAGGCCUGGCUCGGAGCUGGGCGACUCCACUACCUCAUGCGGGAAGAUGAGCUGGUGGAGCUGUACCUACAGGCAGCCAUCCAGAAAGCCCUGAAGUCUGAGGAGCCCUCUCUGGCUCUCAAACUCUAUGAAGAAGCAGGUGAUGUGUUCUUCAAUGGGACCCGCCACAGGCACCGUGCGGUGGAGUAUUACCGAGCCGGGGCCGUUCCUUUAGCGAGGAGGAUGAAGGCCCUGAGAACAGAGCUCCGGGUUUUCAAUAAACUGACGGAGCUGCAGAUCAGCCUGGAAGGCUAUGAGAAGGCUUUGGAGUUCGCCACCUUGGCGGCCAGACUCAGCACGGUCAUAGGAGAUCAGAAGCAGGAGCUGGUGGCCUUUCACCGUCUGGCUACAGUCUACUAUUCCCUGCGCAUGUACGAGAUGGCUGAGGACUGCUACCUGAAGACUCUGUCUCUCUGUCCACCCUGCCUGCAGAGUCCCAAGGAGGCCCUAUACUACGCGAAGGUGUAUUAUCGCCUGGGCCGACUCACCUUCUACCAGCUGAAGGAUGCCCAUGAUGCCACCGAGUACUUCCGGCUGGCCCUGGCAGCAGCGGUCCUGCUGGGUGACGAGGAGCUGCAGGACACCAUCAGAAGCAGGCUGGACAACAUCUGCCGGAGCCCCCUGUGGUACAGCAGCCCCUCCGGGCGCUCCUCAGAGAGGGCGCGGUGGCUGAGCAGCGGGGGGCUGGCCCUCUGAGGACAGCUGUCCCAGAUCUGACCAGUGGCCGUGGCCAGA